Messenger RNA from Acanthoscelides obtectus, 271 nucleotides. The record is from the annotation of a GenBank genome assembly. Lineage: Eukaryota; Metazoa; Arthropoda; Insecta; Coleoptera; Chrysomelidae.
AUGCAGUGUGCAGAAGUCGAAUAUGAAGAUUUUGCUGUUGAUAUACCGGGAGAUGGCGAACAAGAAGAAAUCCAUAAUGGAGUGAUACGUCAGAGAGAAGGCUCCUUACUGGGUCCGGCUUUCAUUGUGGUAGCUUUCAGUACUGGUCCUGCACUUCCAGAUGCUUCUUCGAUGAAUGGUCUUCAGAAUAGGUUGACAUCAUGUAAAUGAACAAAUAAUAAUCGACCUAAACACCACCGACACAAACGUUUACCGGUAUACAGUAGUAGCU